This is a messenger RNA of Orycteropus afer afer, 1374 nucleotides long. RefSeq names its product epoxide hydrolase 1 (gene EPHX1). Gene Ontology annotation, molecular function: epoxide hydrolase activity. The record is from RefSeq and is a predicted model, not a curated record. Gene Ontology annotation, biological process: epoxide metabolic process; arachidonate metabolic process. Lineage: Eukaryota; Metazoa; Chordata; Mammalia; Tubulidentata; Orycteropodidae.
GAGUCAUGUGGCUGGAGAUUCUCCUCACCUUCGUGCUGGGCUUUGUCAUCUACUUAUUUGUCUCCCGGGACCAGGAAGAAACCUUGCCUCUUGAACAUGGGUGGUGGGGACCAGGGACGAGGCCCACCACUGAGGAAGAUGAGAGCAUCCGCCCCUUCAAGGUGGAAACAUCGGACGAGGAAAUCAAAGACUUACAUUGGAGGAUUGAUAAGACCCGUUUAAGCCCACCUUUGGAGGACAGCCGCUUCCACUAUGGUUUCAACUCCAACUAUCUGAAGAAAAUCAUCUCCUACUGGAGGAAUGAAUUUGACUGGAGGAAGCAGGUGGAGAUUCUCAACAAAUACCCUCACUUCAAGACUAAGAUUGAAGGCCUGGAUAUCCACUUCAUCCAUGUGAAGCCCCCACAGCUGCCUGCAGGCCGCACCCCGAAGCCCUUGCUGAUGGUGCAUGGCUGGCCUGGCUCCUUCUACGAGUUUUAUAAAAUCAUCCCUCUCCUGACUGACCCCAAGAACCACGGCCUGAGCGAUGAGCAUGUUUUUGAAGUUGUCUGCCCUUCCAUUCCAGGCUAUGGCUUCUCAGAGGCAUCCUCCAAGAAGGGCUUGAAUUCAGUGGCAACUGCCAGGAUCUUUUAUAAGCUGAUGCUGCGGCUGAACUUCCAGGAGUUCUAUGUUCAAGGUGGAGACUGGGGCUCCCUGAUCUGUACCAACAUGGCCCAGAUGGUGCCCAGCCACGUGAAAGGCCUGCACUUGAACAUGGUUUUCGUUGUAAGAAAUUUCUUCACCUUGACCCUUCCUCUGGCACAGCAUUUCCGGAGGCUUUUUGGCUACACUGAGAGGGACAUAGAGCUGAUGAGCCCCAUCAAGGAGAAGUUCUUCUAUAGCCUGGUGAGGGAGAGUGGCUACAUGCACAUCCAGGCCACGAAGCCGGACACCGUGGGCUGUGCUUUGAAUAACUCCCCUGUGGGGCUGGCUGCCUAUAUUCUGGAGAAGUUUUCCACCUGGACCAAUUCGGAAUUCCAAAACCUGGAAGAUGGAGGCCUGGAGAGGAAGUUCUCCCUGGAUGACCUGCUGACCAACAUCAUGCUGUACUGGACAACUGCAACCAUCGUCUCCUCACAGCGCUUCUACAAGGAGAACUUGGGUCAGGGUAUUAACGUCCACAGGCAUGAGCGGAUGAAGGCCUACGUGCCCACGGGCUUUGCCGCCUUCCCUAGCGAGCUAAUGCACACCCCGGAAAACCUGGUGAGGUUCAAGUGUCCGAAACUGCUCUCAUAUUCCUACAUGCCCCGUGGGGGCCACUUUGCUGCCUUUGAGGAGCCAGAGCUGCUUGCAAAGGACAUCCGCAAGUUCGUGGGGCUGGUGGAGCGGCAGUGAC